AUGUCGGAGAGUUGGGAGGAACAGAGGUCGGCCGGUGCCCCUUUGGGCCAAGAGGAAGGAGAAGGCUCCGUGCUGGGCUGUGUGUGGACGCUGCUGCUUAACGCGGCUCUCCUGACGGUGUUGGUGUUCGGGGCCUGGCGGGUGUAUUGGCGCUGGAGAGGGGCCGGGACCAGGUCGCGCUCUUCAUUACCGCGCAUGAAGCGGAGAGACUUCGCCUUGCAGCAGCUGCGAGAUUUUGAUGGAGCCAACAACCCCCGCAUACUGCUGGCCGUCAACGGCAAGGUGUUCGACGUGACGGAGGGCAGCAAGUUCUAUGGCCCUGAUGGACCAUAUGGGAUAUUUGCAGGCAGAGAUGCUUCUAGAGGACUUGCAACAUUUUGCCUCGAUAAGGAGGCACUUAGAGAUGAAUAUGAUGAUCUUUCAGACCUCAAUGCUGUGCAAAUGGAAAGUGUUCGAGAAUGGGAGAUGCAGUUUAAAGAGAAGUAUGAUUAUGUUGGCCGAUUAUUGAAACCUGGAGAAGAGCCAUCUGAAUACACAGAUGAGGAAGAUGUUCGGGAUCAUUCAAAACAGGAUUGA
Molecule: messenger RNA, 576 nt
Organism: Staurois parvus
Lineage: Eukaryota; Metazoa; Chordata; Amphibia; Anura; Ranidae
Source: the annotation of a GenBank genome assembly